Molecule: messenger RNA, 2712 nt
Organism: Pomacea canaliculata
Lineage: Eukaryota; Metazoa; Mollusca; Gastropoda; Architaenioglossa; Ampullariidae
Product: akirin-2-like
Exons: 4
Coding region: 240-833 (197 amino acids)
Biological process (GO): positive regulation of transcription by RNA polymerase II; positive regulation of innate immune response
Cellular component (GO): chromatin; nucleus
Molecular function (GO): transcription coregulator activity
Source: RefSeq, a predicted model, not a curated record
UUUUGCAUGUAACCAAGUCUACAGACAGUUUAAAACGGUUGUGGUAUUUGUUUGGCUUGGGUUAGAAUUAAAUCGCGCCCAUCGACCUCUACAUUCUGCAACCUGUGCUUAAUUCUUUUACUGCAAAGUGGAUUAAUCUUCGUAUUUUCAGAAAACGCUUCUCAUUUUUAACGUGAAGUGUUACAGCAAGCUAGGCAGGCCUUUCUUGCAACGAAGACCGAAUCGGCUUCAGUGGCAAAAUGGCUUGCGUUGCUACUUUAAAACGAAGCCUUGAAUUUGAUCCAUUGCACAGUCCGGCCCACAGCUUUCCAAAGCGACGCAGAUGUAUGCCAAUAACUUUAUCAGCUUCUCCGCCGCCAACAAAAGUGCAUCAAACGAGUAAUUCGCCAUUUUCGAGCAUUGCUCCGAAGUUAACCUCAGAGAGAAUAUCAGCCAGCAUUGCUAACGAGAUGAAAAGAAUGCAGAGGCGGAGACAGCUUAUUUUUCCAUCCACUUCAGCAAGUCCUCCUCCAGCGGCAUGUUCUUCUGCAGUCAAGCCUGAUGAUGUUCCAUCACGAUCCAGUUCUCCAGAACAUUCUCCCAUAAUGUCAGCUUCAUUCACAGCACUUUUGAACUCCGUCUCUCACAACAAAAAAGAUGUUCCACUCUUCACUUUUCGUCAAGUCAGUCUUCUUUGUGAACGCAUGAUGCGAGAGAGGGACGAAGAGGUCAAGGAACACUAUGACAGGGUGCUUAACUGCAAACUAGCAGAACAGUAUGAAGCAUUCUUAAAAUUCAACCAUGACCAGCUCCAUAGACGGUUUGGUAAUUCUGAAAUGAGUUAUGUAUCAUAAACGUGGAGAGAGCGAAGAAGGGUUUCUGUUUCCUGGAUUCUUGUGCAUUUUAUGUAGAAGUUACUCUUGAGCGGGCAAAUUCAAACCACCAUCUAUGAUCAGAAGAAGCAGACAGUGGAUUCAUGUUCCCAAACAUUCUUGAUUAUUUGACAUUAUGCAUUGUCAGGAAGUACAAGAGAAACUUUUCUUUUCAAUUCGACACUGAUAUAUGAGUGUGAUGGAUGAAUGAGUCUUACCUAGUGGAAAUCUAGAAACUUUUAUUUGGGGUUUAUUAUUCCCUAGUUUGUAUCUGAGAUUCUUAUUUUCUAAAUGUCAUGAUGUUGACGCUUUCCAAAAGCCUUGUUUUGUUUGUUUGGUGGGACUGGAGAUGUCUAGGAGUAAGUGUGUCAAAGUCAGUGUGAUUUGUAUAAAAUGGGGUCUCUGAAACAUUUGAAAUUUUUUUUUUUUUUUUUUCUUAAUAGCAGCUGACUUCAGCCUAAUCUGACUUCAAUCCCUAAUCAUCAUAUUUCCCUUUUGUUCAGAAUUUAUUAUAGUAAUGCUGUCUUAAUUUUAUAAUUAUUUAUGUGUCUUAUGACAAAUUCAUUAUACUUUAAUAGGUUUAUUAAUAUGUCUUAAGCUGAAGAAUGUGUAGCAGUAGUAAGAGUUAGUAGAAUAAAACAGCUUUUGACAACCAAUUAGCUGCAUAAGCAUAAUUGAUUUUGGAAGUCACUGAUGAUGAAAUAAACCAUAAAAUCUUUAAUAUACUACUUGUAAGCAGCUCAAUUUUGGUUUAUUACUUUCAUACUAGAAAAUGUAUUCGAGUUUUUCUUUUGGGGGCUAGCUGUUCCUCUUGAUCAAUAACAUCUAAUCUUGACAAAAGUGUACCCUGCAUGGAUCACUAUCAAGAUCUAAAGUAGUACUUAAGGCGUAGUGUACAUGCUAUUAAUGCAAUCAGCAUGCCUUGUCCUCGAUAUAAACUAGUUGCCAGUCUAGUGCAUUCAUUCAUGUGCACAUUCCAUGCAUUUUUAUAGGCAAACAUGGUUACUUUUUUUUUUUUAACUCUGUUUUACAGACCUUAAGUUCUGAUGCCAUUGCAUGCAGUGUUGCUGCUCUUAACACAUGGAUCCCAACUUUCAUUGCCAUUUUGCAGAUAUAGUGGGAGGAUUGCUUUGAAUGAUAAAGACUGUAUUGUCACUUGAUAGCUGUAUAAACUAUUUUGGUUGUGGUUGUGCAAUAACGGAUUAUCAAAUUAUUCCUUAUGUGUUGAUGAUGAUGAUGAUAAAGCACAGUAUAUCAAUUUUUAGUGACUCAGCGCUGUUGGGACAACUUUAGGUUAUAAAAGAUAAUCCGAAUCUUCCCCUGCAUUCGUGGUAUUGACAUGCAAGAACAAUUGCACAGAAUGCGUGUCUUCGUGCAUAUUAAGGUCUAGAUGAGUUCUUCAUUUACAUUCUUUCAGACAUAAACAAUACCAGUUGUGGUUUAUGCUCCAAAUUAGUUUUGUACGAUUGAAGGGUUAAGAUCCUGUGGCUGAAUAAUCUUACCUAACUGCGAGCAUGACCUGGAUUGGUACUAGUUAAUAGCAGUUCUCAUGAGAGGAUGGAUUGAGGUUCCAGCAUGGCACAAUUAUUGUAAAGAAUCUAGUGGCUGGGGUUUUUUUUUUUUUUCAUGUUAGUGUUUACUGACCAGCUAUUGAUUUAAGCAAAAGUAUUUACAUGUACAUAAAUUGAGCUUUGUGAAUACCUUGAAGCUUUGACAUUUAUUCAUGAAAUAAUUUCUCAUCAGAAAGCUAGAUAUUUGUUGCCCUCUGAAAGGUUUGUAACUCUUGGCAAAAGCAAGUGUAAGAUUAUUGUAAGCUGCUGUUGAUUGCAUGUUUCAGUUUCUAAUAAACUUUUUAUUUGUA